This is a messenger RNA of Drosophila eugracilis, 428 nucleotides long. RefSeq names its product neuropeptide-like 4 (gene Nplp4). The record is from RefSeq and is a predicted model, not a curated record. The transcript is spliced from 2 exons. NCBI's taxonomy places the organism in Eukaryota, Metazoa, Arthropoda, Insecta, Diptera, Drosophilidae. The coding region runs from base 75 to 269 and encodes 64 amino acids.
ACACCAUCAAAUCACAAAUUGCAAUCGCUAUAGAAGCAUCUCAAGUCCUCUCAAGGAAAAUCUAAAAAAUCAAAAUGUUCAAGCUGUUGGUCGUUGUUUUCGCUGCCCUCUUCGCCGUUGCUUUGGCUGUUCCCGCACCAGUUCCCCGUGCCAAUCCUGCACCAAUCCCGAUUGCUAGCCCCGAGCCUGCCCCACAGUUCUACUAUGGUGCUAGCCCGUACGCCUAUUCCGGCGGAUACUACGCUUCCCCCUACUCCUACUAUGGUUAAGUGCUCCGGACAAUGCAAACCAACCAACGACUCGUGAUUACGCAUCUGAAUACGGAUUAUGGAAAAUGCGCGCGCUGGCAAAUCAAAAUAGUCAUAAGUGCUUAAAAAAAUUAUCAAAAAAAAAUACAAAAGUUGAACAAAUAAAAUGUUGAAGAGCAA